AUGCCAAAACAAUACACGCCGCUGCCGUCCUGUGGCCCUGAAGAACGACCUACAACGCCCAGAAGCCUCACUUGUCGACCGAUCGUCUUGCCCUUACAGCAGAGGAAGAUGGCAGAUGCCCUGACUCGUACCGAGUCCCUCGCCUGCUCCCGCUCCUCCCCUGCUCUCAUCACCCUCGUUCUCACAACCGGCCACCCCAGUUCUCUUAGCCAACGUAACUCUAAAGCUAGACUCGGGUCGGCUGCCUCGCCAGGUUGUUCACCGCUAGGAGGCCUGCUAGGCGACAAGCUAGGCCGCCAAGACUUCUCAGCUUCAGGCGAGGACGACUAUCUAGGAAACUCGACUGAACAGUUGCAACUAUUGGCAUCCCGCAGCGCAGUAUGCAGACGCUCCGAAUCCAAACCACGAUCGGGAAGCGACCGAAGCCUCCCCAUCCUUCACAACGGUGCGCCACGCGAUCUGAAGCACCCGUCAUCGUUUCAUGGCGGAUUGUGGCUCGACACAAGUUCGCGUUGA
This is a messenger RNA of Colletotrichum navitas, 516 nucleotides long. RefSeq lists its product as uncharacterized. The record is from RefSeq and is a predicted model, not a curated record. Bases 1 to 516 code for a protein of 171 amino acids. The transcript is spliced from 2 exons. NCBI's taxonomy places the organism in Eukaryota, Fungi, Ascomycota, Sordariomycetes, Glomerellales, Glomerellaceae.